AUGGUCGGAGGGGGACCUCCACACUUCGUGCUCGUGGUUUUAAAAAGCACUGUGCUUUGUCACUUUGUCUCUAGUUCUGCUGAGGGCUUGCUGUCUCUAAAUGUGAAACUGCCUCCACAGGUUGAACUUCUUGAAGCAGCUCUUGAACGCAAUACCAUCGUCUGCUUGAAUACUGGCUCAGGGAAGACCUUCAUUGCAGUACUUCUAACAAAAGAGCUCUCCCACCAAAUACGUGGACCUUACCAAGAAAAUGCGAAGAGGACUGUUUUUCUAGUGAACACAGCUGCUUCUGUAGUUCAGCAAGCAGCUGCAGUCAGGACUCACUCUGACCUCAGUGUGGGAGAGUAUACAGAUCUGGAGGAGACCUUAGCAUGGACUGACCAACGGUGGAGUCGACAGAUAACAGAAAAUCAGGUGCUGGUCAUGACUUGCCACAUAUUCCUUCAUGUUCUGAGGAAUAAAAUCUUACCAUUGUCGAAAAUCAACUUGGUGGUGUUUGAUGACUGCCACCUGGCCAUCACAGACCACCCGUACUGUCAGAUAAUGAAGCUGUUUGAGGGCUGCUCCUGCACUCCUCGUAUCCUCGGUCUCACAGCUUCCAUUCUGAAUGGAAAGUGUGACCCAUCAGAACUGGAGCAGAAGAUUCAGAAUCUGGAAAGAAUCCUUAAGAGCAAUGCUGAAACUGCUACUGAUCUCGUGGUCCUGGACAGAUACGCCUCUCAGCCAAGAGAAGUGGUGUUGGACUGCGGUUCCUAUGUGGACAAGAGUGGCCUCUCCUCCCGUUUGCAGGCUGAACUCAAUGAAGCUCUUCACUUCCUGAAUGACUGCAACAUAUCUGUGGUCAAGGAGGACCGUGAUCCCACAUUCAUCUCCAAACAGGUCCUCAAUGACUGCCGGGCCGUACUGCAGGUGCUGGGGCCCUGGUGUGCAGAUAAGGCAGCAGGCAUCAUGGUGCGCGAGCUUCAGAAGUACAUCAAACACGAGCAGGAGGAACUCAGCCGCAAAUUUCUACUCUUCACGGACACUAUUCUGCGCAAAGUGCACGCUCUCUGUGAGGAGCAUUUCUCCCCCGCCUGCCUGGACCUCAAGUUUGUCACGCCAAAGGUCCUACGGCUGCUUGAGAUCCUGCACGAAUACAAGCCGUUUGAGCGGCAGCAGUUUGAAAGUGUGGAGUGGUACAACAACCGCAACCAGGACAACUAUGUGUCCUGGAGCGACUCUGAGGAUGAAGAUGAGGAUGAAGAGGUGGAAGCCAAAGAGAGGCCUGAAGCUAACUUUCCCUCUCCAUUCACAAAUAUCCUGUGUGGAAUCAUCUUUGUGGAGAGGCGACUGACACUCUUUCCGUUCUCCAGUCUUAUCAAGGAGGCAGGGAAGCAGGACCCAGAGCUUGCUUAUAUAAGUAGCAACUUCAUCACUGGCCACAGCAUUGGCAAGAACCAGGCACGCAACAAACAAAUGGAGGUGGAGUUCAGGAAGCAAGAGGAGGUUCUUCGCAAAUUCCGGGCUCACGAAACGAACCUUCUGAUUGCCACCAGCAUCGUCGAGGAAGGCGUAGAUAUUCCAAAGUGUAACUUGGUGGUGCGGUUUGACUUGCCUACAGAGUACAGGUCCUACGUCCAGUCCAAAGGCCGAGCUCGGGCACCUGUCUCCAACUACAUCAUGCUGGCUGACACUGGCAGGACCAAAGCCUUUGAAGAAGAUCUCAGUACCUACAAGGCCAUAGAAAAAAUCUUAAGGAAUAAGUGCUCCAAGUCAGUGGAGGUAAGUGAGUUUGAAGUGGAACAGGUGAUGGAUGAUGACAACAUUCUCCCACCCUACGUCCUGCGGUCUGAGGAUGGAGGUCCUCGAGUCACCAUCAACACGGCCAUCGGUCACAUUAACAGGUAUUGUGCUCGGCUGCCCAGCGACCCAUUCACACACCUAGCACCAAAAUGUAAAACCGUGGAGACGGGGGACGGAUGUUUCCAGUCUACUCUCUACUUGCCUAUAAACUCCCCUCUGCGAGUUCCUGUCAAGGGUCCAGUGAUGAAUUGUGCAAGAGUGGCAGAGAAGGCAGUUGCACUAGUAUGCUGUGAGAAACUCCACAAAAUAGGUGAACUGGAUGAUCACCUGAUGCCCGUGGGAAAGGAGACGGUAAAAUACGAGGAGGAGCUUGAUCUUCACGAUGAGGAGGAGACCAGUGUCCCGGGCCGGCCUGGUUCUACAAAGAGAAGGCAGUGCUACCCCAAAGCUAUACCGGAGUGUCUCUGUGACUGUUAUGCAGUACCGGAGCAGAGCUACUACCUGUAUGUGAUUGGGAUGGUGCUCACCACUCCCCUCCCUGAUGAGCUCAAUUUCCGUAGAAGAAAGCUCUACCCGCCAGAGGACACCACCAGGUGCUUCGGCAUACUGACUGCCAAACCCAUACCUCGAAUUCCCCAUUUCCCGGUGUACACUCGCUCUGGUGAGGUGACCAUCUCCAUCGAGUUGCAGAAGUCUGGCUUCACGCUCACCACUGCCCAGCUCGACCUCAUCACUCGUCUCCACCAGUACAUUUUCUCCCAUAUUCUCCGCCUGGAGAAACCUGCACUGGAGUUCAUGCCCACAAUGGCUGACUCUGCUUACUGUGUUCUACCUCUGAAUGUUGUUGGCGACUCCAACACACUAGAUAUGGAUUUUAAGUUUAUGGAAGACAUUGAGAAGUCUGAGGCCCGCACUGGCAUUCCUACUACUCAGUACACAAAGCAGAACCCCUUCACCUUUAAGCUGGAGGACUACCAGGAUGCUGUCAUCAUUCCAAGGUAUCGCAACUUCGACCAGCCUCAUCGCUUCUAUGUCGCUGAUGUGUACGCAGACCUGACACCACUCAGCAAGUUUCCUUCGCCAGAGUACGAGACUUUCGCUGAGUACUACAAAACAAAGUACAACCUGGACUUGUCUAACCUUAACCAGCCGCUCCUGGAUGUAGACCACACCUCCUCCAGACUGAACCUGUUAACCCCUCGACACCUAAACCAGAAGGGCAAAGCCCUGCCACUCAGCAGUGCAGAGAAGAGGAAGGCCAAGUGGGAGAGUUUACAGAACAAACAGAUCCUGGUUCCAGAGCUGUGUGCCAUCCACCCUAUUCCAGCCUCCCUGUGGAGAAAAGCCGUGUGUCUGCCCAGCAUUCUUUACCGCCUACACUGCCUGCUGACUGCUGAGGAGCUCAGAGCUCAGACAGCUAGUGAGGCUGGAGUGGGAGUCCAGACCCUCCCCCCUGACUUCAGAUAUCCAAACCUGGACUUUGGCUGGAAAAGGUCUAUUGACAGCAAAACCUUCAUAUCCUGCCCUGAGUCCUGCAGCGAGGAAGGUGCCAGUCACUGUAAGCACCAAGAGACUAUAAGCCCUGUUCCCAGUUCCCUGAUGCUUCCCAGUGGUGAGCACUCUUCCAUGUCUGAGCAGGAGGACUUCAAAGCUUUAGAUUCUGAAGAAGGCCCCUGCACCAGGAACCUAACUAAUGGCACCGCCUUCUUUGCUAGCUGUGACGAUGGCAACCAAAAUGAGCACCUUCCCCAAUGUGACAAUUGCCAAUGCUCCCAGCUCAGCUUAGCUGGGCUGCAGAGCUCCAAAUCAGUACAAAGCACUACCUCAGUUCUUGUGCAGCCCCCUCACACCUUGAAGAAGCCCAACUCCAGUCCUCCACAGCCUAGUGAUGAAUGUACAUCGGGGAGGACUUCAGACCACACAAAAAAAGCUACCUCAGUCUGCAGCCGAGCAGCCACGAGUCCCAACACUCCCACAGCACCUUCUGAUGUCUGUGCUCAUCCCCAGCAUGGAUCCCACGCAGCAAACUCACCCAAGAGCUUGGGGCCCAACCCCGGUCUCAUCCUGCAGGCCCUGACCUUGUCUAAUGCCAGCGACGGCUUCAACCUGGAGCGGCUGGAGAUGCUCGGUGACUCUUUCCUGAAGCAUGCCAUCACUACAUACCUGUUCUGCACUCUGCCUGAUGUCCAGGUGAGCAACUGUAACCUGUACCGUCUGGGAAAGAAGAAAGGGCUUCCUAGCAGAAUGGUGGUGUCCAUCUUCGACCCUCCAGUUAACUGGCUGCCUCCUGGAUAUGUGGUCAACCAGGACAAGAGCAGCACCGACAGACUGAAUUCAGAGGAGGCCAAAGAGGAGCUUUUGGCCAACGGGCGAUCUGGACACGAAUAUGAUGAGGAUGAUGACGAGGGCGAGGAUGUAGAUGAAGAUGGCGAGUUGAUGCUGAAAGAUGAGCCAAAAGAUGAAGUGAACAUGGAGGAUGAUCUUGAGUAUUACAAGGAGCACAUCCGCUUCAUUGACAACAUGUUGCUGGGAUCUGGAGCAUUUGGGAAGAAGAUCUCAUUGAGUGGCUUCCCUCCCAAUCUCACUCCAGCUUCAGGCUCCUCACCAGCUAUGGAAUCUCCGUAUGAUUGGAAGACCCCCAAGAAGCCCUCCCAUCCAACCGCAGCUCAUUACCCCACAGAGCAGGUGCCCAGUGGGCCCUCACCUGAGGAGUUUGACUACAGCUCGUGGGAUGCAAUGUGCUACCUGGACCCCAGCAAGGCCGGUGAGGAGGAUGACUUUGUGGUAGGCUUUUGGAAUCCGUCGGAAGAGAACUGUGGCACUGAGCUCGGUAAGCAGUCCAUAUCCUACGACCUGCAUACAGAGCAGUGCAUCGCAGACAAGAGCAUCGCGGACUGUGUCGAGGCUCUGCUAGGUUGCUACCUGACCAGCUGUGGAGAGAGAGCUGCACAAAUGUUCCUGUGUUCACUGGGCCUCAAGGUUUUACCAUUGGAGAGAGGGACUCUGACCGGAGCAGUGGCACAGGUUCACACUCAUACUCAAGUCGCAGACCUGUGUUACGGCUGGCUCAAGAUCCCACCCCGCUGCAUGCUGGACCAUCCAGAUGCAGAACGAACUCUCAACCACCUCAUAUCUGGCUUUGAGAACUUUGAGAAAAAGAUCAACUACACUUUUAAGAACAAGGCUUAUCUCCUGCAAGCCUUCACGCACGCUUCCUACCAUUAUAACACCAUUACAGAUUGUUACCAGCGGCUGGAGUUUCUUGGCGAUGCAAUUCUAGACUACCUCAUAACAAAGCACCUUUACGAAGACCCACGGCAGCACUCUCCUGGAGUACUGACCGACCUGCGCUCAGCGCUCGUCAACAACACCAUCUUUGCCUCUCUGGCUGUUAAAUACGAUUAUCACAAGUACUUCAAGGCCAUCUCGCCAGAGCUUUUCCACGUCAUUGAUGACUUUGUGCAGUUUCAGCUGGAGAAGAAUGAAAUGCAAGGCAUGGACUCUGAGCUGCGGCGCUCCGAAGAAGACGAAGAGAAGGAGGAGGACAUUGAAGUCCCUAAGGCCAUGGGAGAUAUCUUUGAGUCGCUAGCUGGAGCAAUUUACAUGGACAGCAGGAUGUCAUUGGAGACUGUGUGGCAAGUGUAUUAUCCAAUGAUGAGGCCACUUAUAGAGAAAUUCUCUGCCAAUGUGCCACGCUCUCCUGUGAGAGAGCUGCUCGAGAUGGAACCAGAAACGGCAAAGUUCAGCCCUGCAGAAAGAACGUAUGAUGGGAAAGUCCGCGUGACGGUGGAGGUCGUCGGAAAGGGCAAGUUUAAAGGUGUUGGCCGCAGCUACCGGAUUGCCAAGUCGGCAGCGGCGCGACGAGCUCUGCGCAGCCUCAAAGCCAAUCAACCUCAGGUCCAAAACAAUUGAGCUCUCUUACUGAGCUGUCAGCAUUAGCACCUAAGUUACCGAAGCCGACAGAGCAACGUCGGCUUCCGAACACAGCACGAUACUAGCCCUGUAUCUUUAGCCUGUGAUGGCACAACAACGGCACCCAGGGAACACUGUGUGCAGACACAACAAUUGAAGAAGACUGAUAUCACAGCCUAUUUCACAUUAGAUAUUCUACCUUUCUUCUUUUUUUUGCGCAAACACAAUCUUUACUUUUCCUCUCUGCUUUGUGUAAUCAUGAGUGCUUUAUUAACGUAUAGCAAAGUGUUUAUAAAAAAAAAAAGGUCAGGUCACAGUGUCAAUUCCCCACUGUUCUUUUUGUUGUCAUCUGUUUUUAACCUUGUGUCAGUGAGAUGAGGCUUAUGCUUAUUGUGUAGUAUUAGAUUGUACAUAGUUCAAUCAGAGGUGUAUGUAGGAAGAAAAAAAAACGCUAAACUCCUCAGCCUGUGCACUAGUGCCAGUCAGUUUUAAAGCGGUUUGUAAAAUGCUAACGGCAGACGUGGCUAACAGAUACCACUGGAACAAACACCUGGUGGGAUUUCUGUCUAAUCUGUCUUGAAAUGUAUUCUUGAUCAGUUUUGCACUUAUUCCAUUAGGAUCUGUUAUUUUUAAAAUGGUGUGGUCAGAUUGACACCAAAAUCGUAUACGUAGCAAAGUAUAUAAAUAUAUAUGAAAUGCAUAAAUGAUAUUAUUGGCCUUAGAUGCUAAGGCUCACCGUCAUCCUGCAAAACGGAUAGGAAUUACAACAUUCCCAGUUACUGUAAUUUAAACUAGUUUCUAACCGCACUUGAGGUUGCAUGUUCUUGUAGCUUAUGUGUAAACCGAGACAACUGGACGGCGUCUAUAAAUGUUUCAAGUCUACAGCUAUAUGUAGUGCGACAGCCAGGUGAGAUGUUUAAGGCAUUAUCUCUGCGAUUUGGUUUUAGCGAUGCUAAGAGUGGAUGGAGUCGACUUGGUCAGUCUUGCGCAAUCGAUGUCUUUCCACAGCGAAUCAUCCAGUUUUGAUACGAGGAAAAAAGAGAGACAACUCACCCGUUCAAUAUGCUGCAGAAUUUUCUAAGAGUUGGAUACUCGUGUGUGACACGGGAUCUUUUCAGACCGUCUUUGUGAACAAGACCAAUUCAUUUCAACAGUGUUCCUCACAUCCCUUACCUACCAAAGCUAUAGUAGAUGUGACACUAUGAGAAUGAAGUCAGUUCCUGAGGGUAAGGAUACCAGCCUCGUCUGUGGUUUUUGCUUCUUGCUAAAUGUCUCCCCCCUCAUAAAUAAGCCCUUUUCACUUGAAUACCUCAGUUAAUUGCAUGCAUUUUCUUGUCUUUGUUUUUCUUUUUUGUUUGGUGCUAAUUUUUUUUGUAUUAAGCUUGAACUUCUCAUCUUUUUUGCACUGUAACUAUAAUACCUCUUUAUUUGACCUCCUUUUUUUUUUUUAACUGUUUAGUUUGGUGGUCCUGUUUGUUUGCUAUAGAGCUGUAAAGGAAAGCUGUGUGGUCGACUCUUCUCCCCUCUCAUACUUGAGGCACUUGAUGAUUUUUAGAGGGCGGGGAUAGGAAUUGUUUUCUCUGCACAUAAAUUAGUUUCAUCAUCUAUUCAUUUCAAACAAUUUAGAGUUUCUUUUUGAAUUCAGGGGUAAAACAGACGAUUGAUUGAUCACACGAGGAUACGUGCUUGUAGAGGUAAUCGGAUUGCACUCUUAAAUUUGCUCCAAAAAAUAGGCGGUGAAAAUACUUGACUUAACUCUUCAGUUCUGUCUUCAUAAAUAAGGGUUGGAAAAGAGUCUUACCUGUGUGACACCUGAACUGUUAGUAUAGCGAUCUGAAAUCUAAUCGGUCACAAAAUCCUCCACACAGGCCUUCUACCUCAAAGGACCGUCCUCUCAGUGUUCAUUUCUGCACAAGACUGCAGUUCAGUUCAGUGCACUCUGACAGCGCCGUCUACAUCAGAGCUUCAGUAUACAAUAAGCCAAUCUCCAGUUCCAUCAUAAUGAUUUGCGUCGCUUGUCUUGAAUCAAAGAUGUGACUCAGAUCUUAGUGCCUUCUGUGGGAGGAAACAAGCGUGUGCACGGGCUGGAUCGCAGGACCUGCUCGUAUCUGAUGCUAACAUGGCUAUUCAGUGUUCUGAUCCAAAGUGGACAGCCCACUCCACUCCUGUCAUUAGAAUGCAUCUCCGUGGGUGUAGAGUACCACUCAGUCCUCCACUCUGUAUGCAAAUAUGUGCCUGCCUUGACGCCGUUUUCAAAAACCACAUGCCAGAUCCUGCACGGGUGCAUUUUCCAAACCAGCGUUUGCCCGUGCUCGGACGGCUCGGUCAUUACCUGUAGUCGUCUCCAGGUCAAAUCCAGAUGACUUGCCAUGUAUGGGUUACGGACAAUGUUAGCUAUGAUGCUUGGCCAAGGUGGGUCAUUGUUUAGAGUGGGUCUGUGGAAACUGACUUGGGGAACACUGAAAAGGAAAAUGCCUGGUGAAAGCAUUUAGCUGCAGGAUUGGAUUUUUGGCCUGGAGUUUUGUUUUGUUUUACUGGCAGGUUACCAGUCAGUGGAGGAGCCUCCUGAGUAGCGUUGUACACAGCAUCUUCAGCGACACACUGAAUACACAAAUCAACAUGAAUGUAAAUGUUCUUGCUUUUGAUCUGAACUCCGUAAUUAAACUGAAAAUUAUUCCUAAAUAAAUCAUGUCACUGAUUGGCUCCAGUGUCCCUGGCUGACUUAAGACCCACUGCAGACAUUUUCUAACCCGUGCUAAGUGUUACUAGAGAAAACAUAAACCUGAGAACUCAGGACAGGAACUGGCUCUGACUGGUUGCCCGAAAGGGUUCGAUCAACAACAGAGGGCAGAAGUAUUCUGUGCUAGAAACACCCAAACUAAGUUCAGACUGAUAGCUGCUGCAGUACGGUACUUUUGAAUAUGGCCACAAAUUCCAAAUUUCUGUUGACCCGUUUGUUGCAGCAACCUGAUUCUUUCUUUUUCCCAGAUUUCCAUUCACUUCCUUUGGUCCAACAGAAUUCCACGUGAAGAGUAAAUGUGAAACUUUGCAACACUUCAGUCCACCUUUUUACAGCUUAUCACUGUCAGAGUGCAAUCUGUUAUUAUUUCUCAAGCAGGCAGAGUGUAACUAUGAAAACCAGGCUGUGAUUUCUCAUUCCCCCAUUAGAGACACUGUGGGCUGUCAGUUUCACCCUGCCACUCCUCAGUCUGUAGUAAACACACAGAGCUGAACACACUAAUCAUCAGUGAGACUCUGGGAGGGACAGAAGAGGGAUUAUUUUAAAAAAAGAAAACAAAUGUGAAAUCGCUCACGGUGCCACGCCCACUGUAUUAUGUGUGACCGAUGGAAAACGAGGAUCGCGAAUAAUCUUGUCAGCCACGCGUGGCAUCGGUCUUGAACAGCCUUUUCAGAUGGAGAUGAAGGCGUGUGUGGGAGUGCUGAAAUUAAGGUAGCCCUGGAUUAUUUGGAGUGGACGAUGUUUUCUUCUACUGGCAAAGUUUUUUUCUUUUUGUUUUUUUCUUUUUGUACAUGUAGCACAAUUGAGCAUUGCACUUGGGCGCCAUACCUUACCUCAUGUCAAAGUGUGAAAGGGACUGAACAAUGGAGGAAAAAGCAGUGUGUGUAUAUAUGAUGCCAUGUUAUUAAGGACUAACUUGUGGUUCAGGCUUUGCUGCUGUCUCAGUUGCUGGUGUUACACAAAUCUAUGUUUAAAAUGAGAGAAUGAGACGAUUGGAGAGGAAAGAUAAAACCGUGCCUGCAGGCUCUCACCUGACAAAUACACUGUAAGAAGAAUCUCUGUAAUUGGGGCUAAAAUGUCUGGAUGUCAUGUGUCGGAUAUCCUGCCUUAAAUGUGUUUGGAAAUGAAUUGUAAAGUUAAACUGACACUUUGAAUUGAAUCCUGCUUUGUCACAGAAUGCAAACUAGCCCACCACAGGAGGAGGAAUGAGGCUGGCACAUGUAAUCAAACUUCCAACCUUUUGAGAACCUAAAGGAAAAAUCUACUCUAGAAGCAGCUCACAUGAGCACGUCUGCUCUUCAAGUGUAGGCUGAAAGUGGUCUGUCAUUCAAACGAAUUGGACCAUAAACUGUUUACAUUUGAUUGUCUGUGAUCUUCUGUGAAUUCUUUGCCUGUAAAAUUACUGUUCGCUGUGGAUGUAAUUAGAAUGUUUUGACACCAAUCAUGAAAAAAGUGACACUUUGAAGUCAAACUAUAUAGAUUACUGUAGUAACACUGUUUGGUCUUCAAGUUGGGAUUUAUCAGAACACCUUCAGCAUCAGCAGCAGUCUUCUUUCUGCGGCUGUUAUAAACGAGCAAACACUGCACUUCUUGGUCCUUUGUGCAAACUCCAAGAGUUACUAUGGAGACUCUAAAGUGGGUCACCUCCAGUAGCUCAAAGUAUCUAGCCCAUGCAGCUUUGUGUCCACAGCUCACUCUGUAAUUUUCCAUUUAAUUGAUGUGACUACAUAAAGUCUGUGGAAACAACAAAUUGUCCUUUUCAGUGUAGAGUAGAGCCUAACCAAAACAGCAAACUGUCAGUACUGAUAUAUUAACUGAUACUGGCUUUGUAAUACUUUACCAUUGUGUACUGUGGAUUUGACAAACUAUGAUUAUGUCAUUUCUUAAUCAAGCGUUCCUGAUCUUAAAACCACACAUUGUCUCAAUAAUACUUUAUUUUAUUUUGAAAUGUCAGGUGCUAUUACUGAUAUGGAAACGUUGAUGCAGGGUCCACAUGUCAGUUUCCAACAUGUGUUCCUAACGGCUCUGCUUUAGUGCGAGCUUAGACUAAUGGAUCUGACGCCUGAUUCAGAGUCAGUGAAUUUUAAGUCUCAGCCAGGUGUGUGCAGUUUAACAAACAGCAUAUUGUGGUGGUAGAAGUGCUUUAAUGUUUAUGGUGCUGAAGGUGGACGUGGACUCACUAUGGUGUGCUCGUGUAUUUGUUUAAGACCUUACAGUAGAUAUCAGUGGGUACUGUGACGAAUGGUAUGACAAUCUUGGAAAAUGGGUAAGGUUUUCUACAAUGCUUAAUUACAAUCAAGUUUCCAAAGUGUUUACAUUUUCUGUGAAUGACUGUCAGAAAAUUCUUUUUUUUUUUUUACAUCCACCGUGACAUCAGAGUUUCAAAUGUUUUUGUGUUGGGCAGGCACUAGAUCUCUAUGUCAGGUCGGCCACAUGCAUUUGGCUGAUUGGUUGUAAAUUUGUAAAGCAAAUGUCACCGUAUCCAGCAUUAUUGGUGUUUUUUAAGGUGGGUUUUUCCUUCAAGGAUCAAAUAUGGAGUGUAAGAAAACCAACAUUGCUUUGUUAAAUGUUAAACGGUGAAAAGUGGGGUAAAGAGAGAACUCUUGGCAGCAAGAUAUUGGUCUCAUGAAGCCAACGCGGAACAUCCUGUUCACCAUGCAGCAGAACACCAGCAGAAUGGAGCUACACAGAUCGAGUGAACUGUUAUCAGUAUGAGGAAUUAUGGGCCAUCACAACCUGCAGCAAAUAUAUUUAAGGGACUUGGGAAUAGAACUCAGUCAUACUGUAAUACCGUGCUGCAGUGGUUUGCGGUCUGCACCUUAUGGGUCACAAAUACCUUUAAUUCCCCCCCAUGUUUUUAUAAUUGUAGCCUGUUAUAUCUACAAUAAAAAUAAUGGUAUGGUUA
Messenger RNA from Neolamprologus brichardi, 11339 nucleotides. Lineage: Eukaryota; Metazoa; Chordata; Actinopteri; Cichliformes; Cichlidae. The record is from RefSeq and is a predicted model, not a curated record.